This is a messenger RNA of Scleropages formosus (Asian bonytongue), 2253 nucleotides long. RefSeq names its product PC4 and SFRS1-interacting protein-like. Lineage: Eukaryota; Metazoa; Chordata; Actinopteri; Osteoglossiformes; Osteoglossidae. The record is from RefSeq and is a predicted model, not a curated record. The transcript has 14 exons. Bases 98 to 1423 code for a protein of 441 amino acids.
ACGAGGCGAACCUCGCUCGGAAAACACGCUGGAAGCUGCACGCUUUUUCGUAGGGCUCGGUGUUGCUGUGUGAGAGUUACAGUUUUCGUAGGCAAGAAUGGCCAAAGAUUUCAAGCCGGGGGAUCUGAUUUUCGCAAAGAUGAAGGGCUAUCCUCAUUGGCCCGCCCGGAUUGAAGAAAUGUCUGAUGGCGCUGUAAAAUCAUCUAGCUUCAAAUUUCCCAUUUUCUUUUUUGGUACUCAUGAGACGGCUUUUUUGGGACCAAAAGACAUAUUUCCCUACCUGCCCUUUAAGGACAAAUAUGCCAAACCAAACAAACGGAGGGGUUUUAAUGAAGGUCUCUGGGAAAUUGAAAACAACCCCAAGGUUGAGCUAAAUGGCAGUAAGAUGAGGCAAGUGAAUAAGGGUUCUAACGGUCUUGAGCCUGAGGAUGAUAGUGAUGACAAGAUGGGACAGUCAUUGGAAACAAAAAAUACAGCAAGGAAAGAUUUGGAAAAAGAAGGUUCCAAGAGUCCCUCAGGUUUAUCUGAUCAAGGAAAUGAGGCGGGAAAACCCAAACGCAACGGCAGGAAGCCCACAGCAGAGAAGUCAUCUUGCCAUGCGCAGGAAGUCUCCCAUGAACACCACAGAAAUGAAAUGGACUCCACAGAGACUAGCAGAGGUCGGAAGGCGACGGCAAGAGAAGGGAAACUAACUGGCAGAAAAAGGAAAGCUGAAAAUGUGGAGCAUGAGGAGUCCAAGGAGCCAGAUGCAAAGCGAUGGAAGAAUUCCAAGGGAACUUCAUCAGGUUCUGAGGAUGAUGAGAAGCACAACAAGAACUUGGUGGCCAGAACAAAGUCUAAGCAAGCAUUGAUGGAGGUGGACAGGGAUGACGAGAACAUUGCUGAGCAGAACAAACACGUCAGAAACAAUCUGGACAAACGGAAGAUGGAUAUUAAAAAAGAUUCAACAGAUACAAGGUUGCAGAAGCUACAUGCAGAGAUCAAAAUAUCACUGAAGAUUGAUAAUCCUAAUGUGAGGAAAUGCCUGGUAGCCCUCGAAGAGCUGAGCUCACUGCAAGUCACCAUUCAACAGUUGCAGAAGCACAGUGAGCUCAUUGCCACCCUCAAAAAGAUUCGCAGAUUCAAAGCCAGCCAGGAUGUCAUGGACAAGGCCACCAUGCUUUACAACAAGUUCAAAACAAUGUUCCUAGUUGGAGAGGGGGACACAGUCAUCAGCCAGGUGCUGAGCAGGUCCCUUGCAGAGCAGCGACAGCAUGAGGAGGCCAGAAAGGAGGCUCUGAAGAAGACUGAGCAGACUAAAGAUCAGGGCAUUGAACAAAUGGAGGUGAACGGUGAUUCGAACCCUGGUGAGCUGAAAGCACCACAGCAGGAAUGCAACGGAGACCUUCCCCCUGACGCUGCCGUUGAGGAGCACAGCAAGUGACAGAGCACCCUGCUUGUGGACCUACACGCAGUAGUGUGUGUGUGUGAGACUUCUGUGGUGCUGUCACGUGAUAUCUUUUCACAUAACGAGUUUCUACUGCUGUUCUGGCAAAAUGUUGAUGUCGUCAAAUUUUAUUUGGUCUCUUGUUUCAAAAAAGAUGACAGUUUAAAGGUUGACCUGAUGUUGGGGUUCUGGAAAAUUUAAAGAAAAGAGGGGGGGAAAAAAAGGGUUGGUUACAUUUGCAUUUUCAAAAGACAUUUGUUCAUAAUUUGUUUCCUGCCUUCUUAAUCUUUUCUGUCUUGAUCCUCCUGUGGAGAAGUUCUAAAAUGUUUCUUUCUAGACUAUUAGUCCGUAAAAGUUUUGUCCCCCAUUCUUAUGGUUCAGUACUAACAAGUACAAGUGAUGCAGUUCUUAAGCUCUGUCAGCAUCACGGUUUCAUCCAGAUAACUUCCCUCCUGUUCAUAUUAGCUGAUAAGGAAAAUCCCAGUAUUAAACUGGUGUUGUGUUAUUUUAGAGAAGUUCUGUUCAGUGCUCCUGGGAAGGGGCUUGUACCUUUUUCACUGUGAAGAAUGUUCUCAUGUUCAGAGUGUUCGAGUUGUGGCAAACUUUUGUUGACCUCAUUUUAAAGUGAAUCUUUGUGUUUUCUGGGUAAUAUAAGCGCUGUUAAACACUGAACAUCCCAUAGAUGUAUAUUUUUGAUAAUGUGUAAACAUGAAACGUUUUAUUAAUUUCCUGUCAGUGUAUUCUUUUUUUUUGAGAUAGAUACUACUUGUUUUUAGUCAAUUUGUGUUGUCCCUAAUUAACUGUUUUAUAUACCUCCCCCAACCAGU